Messenger RNA from Acanthisitta chloris (rifleman), 1080 nucleotides. It is a transcript of the gene FMOD, whose product is annotated as fibromodulin. Gene Ontology annotation, molecular function: protein binding. The annotation marks the transcript as partial. The record is from RefSeq and is a predicted model, not a curated record. The transcript is spliced from 2 exons. NCBI's taxonomy places the organism in Eukaryota, Metazoa, Chordata, Aves, Passeriformes, Acanthisittidae.
CCAGCACCAUGCAUUGGGUCACCAUCCUCCUCCUCUCUGGGCUCUGUGGGGCCUCCCUGGCCCAGUACAACGAGGAGGAAGACCUGGCGUGGCUGCAGUACUACAUGCGCCAGUCCCGCGUCUCCUCCUACAACUACAUGCCCUACUACGAGGAUGAGAACCCUCCCUACGUGUACUCCUACCCCUCAGCUCCGGACACAGAGCCAGAGCUGGGCCCUGAGCCCCAGCAAACCUCCUCCUGGCAGUGUCCCCAGGAGUGUGACUGUCCCCCGAACUUCUCCUCGGCCAUGUACUGCGACACGCGCAACCUGCGCUACCUUCCCUUCGUGCCCUCGCGCAUGAAGUACGUCUACUUCCAGAACAACCACGUCACUGCCAUCCAGGAGGGAGCCUUCGACAAUGCCACCGAGCUGGAGUGGCUGGCGCUGCACAACAACCAGAUCAGCAGUGAGAAGAUGGGCAAGAGGGUCUUUGGGAAGCUCAGGAACCUGGAGAGGUUGUACAUGAACAACAACAACCUGACCAAGGUGCCCAGCCCACUGCCUCGCUCCCUCAGAGAGCUCCACUUGUCCUACAAUCAGAUCUCCAGGGUCCCCUCCAACGCUCUGGAGGGUCUGGAGAACCUCACCGCCCUGUACCUCAGCCACAACUUCAUUUUUGAGAUGGGAGCAUCCCUCAAAGGGCUCAAGUCCUUGAUCCUUGCUGAUCUGAGCUACAACCACCUCAGGAAAGUCCCUGAUGGGCUCCCAGCAUCCUUGGAACAGCUCUACCUAGAGUACAACUACAUCAACACCAUCCCUGAUGACUAUUUCAAGGUGUCUCCCAGGCUGCUCUAUGUCCGGAUGUCCCACAACAGCCUGACAAAUCAAGGUCUCUCCAGCAACACAUUCAACAGCAGCAGCAUCCUGGAGCUGGACCUGUCCUACAACCGACUCCAGAAGAUCCCUCGAGUCAACACCAACCUCGAGAACCUCUACCUGCAGGGCAACCAAAUCAAUGAGUUCUCCAUCAGCAGUUUCUGCAGCGUGGUGGACGUGGUGAACUACUCGCGGCUGCAGGUGCUGCGGCUGGACGGGAAUG